GUGUUAAAAAUUGCUCAAUAAAUGUUGUUGAUAAGCACGGGCAGAUCGUAGACGAUGCAAUUGAUUUUAGUUUCUACCAGCAAGCAGAAGAGCAACAGCAGCCAGAGCUCGAUGAUCAGUCUGAUUUACUGCAACAAUUUCGACGCCUCUUUGCGCCCAUACUCGAUGAUAGUUUGCAGUUGUAUUAUCAGCUGAAUGACCAGCAGCAGGACGAUGACAAUGAUGCACAACACAUUCGCAUCAAUCGCACUGUGGCCGAACUCCACGAGUUGACGAGCAGCGAGGAGGACACGCUGCUCACCCAGCUGCAAUCACCGCAAUCGUCGUUGCCAAUGGAACCUCCAUUGCCGCUGCCCAUCUCUCCGGGUAGCAGCUCCUUGUCGUCCACCUCGAGCAGCUGUUUGUAUGCCAUACACACACCAUCGCCGCUACGUCAAAGAGGCAAUGCUGUGCAGCGCUUGGAGUCGCCGUUGUCGUUGUCCAGUGAACCGCUGACCAUCACGGAGCAGGUGCAGUUGCAUGCUCCUCCCUGUGACAACAACAAUGUUGGCCUCGAUCUGGAAGAUGAGCCGAGCAGCAGCCACAAUAAUAACAACACGUCGUGCUCGCUGUCUUCCACGUUGACGGACAGCAAAACUCUCGAUGCUCGCACCCCAAUCAUCGUCUAA
Drosophila albomicans is the source of this 668-nucleotide messenger RNA. Its product is annotated as probable G-protein coupled receptor CG31760. NCBI's taxonomy places the organism in Eukaryota, Metazoa, Arthropoda, Insecta, Diptera, Drosophilidae. The transcript has a single exon. The record is from RefSeq and is a predicted model, not a curated record. Bases 333 to 668 code for a protein of 111 amino acids.